Molecule: messenger RNA, 2836 nt
Organism: Ylistrum balloti
Lineage: Eukaryota; Metazoa; Mollusca; Bivalvia; Pectinida; Pectinidae
Product: lisH domain-containing protein ARMC9-like
Exons: 24
Coding region: 115-2637 (840 amino acids)
Biological process (GO): cilium assembly
Cellular component (GO): ciliary tip; centriole; ciliary basal body
Molecular function (GO): protein binding
Source: RefSeq, a predicted model, not a curated record
GAGACAGAUAUUCAUUCAUCAUGAUCUGAAGCUCACCACCUCUUGCGGCGACGGAUUUAUAAACAUCUUUGUCCCUUCUCUUGUUAGAUUGUGCUCUAUAUACUAACACCCAUAAUGUCUGGAUCAUUAUCAGUGGUGUCUUUUGAAGGGGAACUCAAUGCCAUUGUUCAAGAGUUUUUGGACUUUGGAGGAUUUGACCGUACAUUAUCAACUUUCCAGAAAGAAUGUGAUCAAAAAAAUAAACCUGUGACAUCCCACAGCAUAAAAUCUAAAUCUAACCAGAAACUGCUGGCGAUUCAGAAUGACCUUAUGCAGCAGUUCCAUAAAGGGAAACGUGACAAGUGCUUCAAAUUGUGGAAUGAAAAUCUGCCACCAAAUGUCAGAGAUUCUGAUGCAGUGGCAAAGAAACUAGAAUUUUACCUCAACAUCUACUUUGCUAUUUACCCAAUAAAGUUUGGCAGAGGACAGAGAGAAGCUGACCGCUGUAUGACAGAUUUUAAGAAGUAUUUAGAGAACCGUGGUGCAUCACUGAGCCAGACAACAGAGUUUCUGCCAUUCUAUGCCCUUCCUUUUGUGCCUAAUGCCAAGAGUCAUCCGUCCUACAAAGAACUCUUCACUGAUGCCUGGGUGAAGGAUCUAGAGAAUAGACUGGAGAAGUUCCUCACCUUAACACUCAAGUCGACACCACAACCUAAACUCUUUGAUUUAUAUCGUGGCAGUAAACAUGGCGAUGACAAUGAUAAUUUCCAGCAGAUCUCCCGCCUACAGCAACAACUUGUGGAUGCUGAGAGAAAGACAAUGUCGUACAUUAAACGACACAAUCGUCUACAGGCUGACUACCACAACCUUAUAGGGAUAACAGCUGACCUGGUGGAGGCCCUGGAGUCUACAGUCACAGGAAAACCAGUUACUCCGGAGUAUCUACAGGAGAUAUGCGCUCGUCUGUUCAGUGCCCACAUGAACCAGUCUGUUGACUUUACACGUCCAGGCACAGCCAGUCAAUUCCUACGACAGUCCAUUGCUCCGAAACAAAAAGCUAUGGAGGAGCCGGAGCCUUAUCCUGCUCUCGAUUUUACAAAGAUCAAACAGGCUAUGGCCGACGCUUCAAAUAAACGCAAGGCACUUCUCCUUCAGGCGAUGAGAUGGCGACUGACACAGUCCAACCCACAGCAGCGUGACAUUACAAUGACAGCAUACAGGGAUCAUGAUCUAUUGGGAUGUGUACAAGGAGGACCCCAUAGGACAGUGGUGCUUGGUCUUCUGACGUCAUCAGAUGAGUUAGUUAAACAGGGUGCAGCCAGACUCUUCAAUGCAUUUGCCUCUUUGUGUGCAGGCCGGACCUAUUUAGCUCAGAACCAAGAUCUAUUUACUUCUCUACUGGACAGUCUCCACAGUGAAGAGAAAGAGUCGGUCACCAGGGAGAUGGUGCUAGGGGCUCUACAGAAACUCAGUCUCCGACGUAACCUCCAGACAGCAAUGAUUGAUGCAGGAUUGAUUGAGUGGCUGGUCAAGGUGCUGGAGGAUAACGACUCGCUGUCUGACUACACACUGGAGUACUCUGUAGCUCUCCUCAUGAAUCUCUGUCUCAGGACAUCAGGAAAGAAGCGUUGUGUGACCCAUGCUAACCAGACGUUAAAAGUACUCAGUGACCUUCUAGGACAUGAAAAUCAGGAGAUUCGACCUUAUGUGAAUGGUGCCCUGUAUAGUAUUCUAGCCAUUCCAUCGAUCCGUGAGGAGGCUAAGGCCAUGGGUAUGGAGGAGAUUUUACGUUGUUUUAUCAAGGAAGACCAACCUGAUAUGAACAGACAGAUCGAGUUUAUCAUCAAACAGCUCAACUCAACGGAGACUGUGGAUGAAUAUGCAUCUGAUGAUGAAGAUGAGGAGGAAGAAGAGGAGGACCAGGAUGCCAUGGAGCUUGAUCUUGACAAGGAUGAACCAAUCCGACCGGAGGGCGAUGAACUUAGUGGGGAACAACUACUCACUACUGAUUACCUGGCCCAAGGGGGCGUGGCUGUCAAACCCAAGAAACGACAUACUGAUAUGGUGAUGGCCCAACAGGUUCCACUUCAACGACCUGUUACCCCUAGUCAGCGUAGGGCAGCAGAUUCACCACACCCAUCACAGGCAGGGAGCCGAGCAGUGUCCAGUUUGUCCCAGCGUCACGCUACACCAUCAGGCUUUGACCGUCCCCCUACUAGGUCUGGCAGUCGUCCAUCCACACAAGAGAGUCUGGCCCAGGCCGGACUUCGUGUGCCGUCUCGUGGUAUGUCUCGUGGCGGUGAUGGAGAAGGUGGUGAUGGUCAACGUCCCAUGAGUCAAGCUAGUCAGAAAAGUCUACGCCCACAGAGCAAAGCCUCCCAACUGAGUGGUAAAGAGUACAACCAAGCAUUCGGUUCCCGUCCUAAGAUCCCACGAACCCCUGAUGUGAGUGGUGGAGUUCCAAAACUUCCGAGGACUCCUGAUGGAUCCAAACGCCCCACAAGUCGGGGUUCUAUCAGUGGCAGUGCCCCUCCCCCUCCACAAUUCUCUGAGUCUGGUCCCAGGCCAAGCUCUGCUGGAAAGUCAGCGUCAGGAUCGCGGCGAGGAUCAGCCAAGAGCAGUGCCAGUCCCCGUCCAGAGCCAAGUGGUGCAACAUAGUGCUGUUACUAUGACAACAUAUCAAAUUUCACCUUGACAACAUGUUAAACAUCUGCCUUGAAGAAAUAUCAAAUUUGUUUGUUGACACUGUUGUGAUAUACAUUCCAUAUUUUUGGUCAUGUACAGAUAAUCAUUCUGACAGUUAACAGAGAAAAUGUUUUACAUUUCAAAUGAAUUUUAUUAAUAUGAUCUAUUUAUU